CAUAUAUUUGAACAUUUCCAGAAGAUUUCUUCUGAUUCAGAUUAUGAUGAUGAUGUCGAUAGUAAAUAGUGGUGUGACACAAAUGUAAAAAUACACGCAAUAUUCACCGUUUGUGACAUUUUUAACCACAUUACAAUGGCUGAUAACGAAGCGAAGGGACGAGAGUUGAUGCUUGAGGCGGAAAAGAAACUGAACUCUUCCAAAGGAUUUUUUGGUUCACUGUUUGGGGGGAGUUCUACCAAGGUAGAAGAUGCCGCCGAUAUAUUUGUUAGGGCAGCCAACAUGUUUAAGAUGGCUAAAAAGUGGGCAGCUGCUGGUGAAGCAUUUUGUCGGGCUGCUGCUCUUCAGGUUCAGUUGGGAAGCAAACACCAGGCAGCUACAGAGUAUGUCAAUGCAGGAACCUGCUAUAAAAAGGCUGAUCCUAAUGAGGCCAUCAACUGUUUAUUGAAAGCUGUUGAAAUCUAUACUGAUAUGGGAAGGUUUACAAUAGCAGCCAAGCAUCAUGUGUCCAUAGCUGAAAUCUAUGAAACUGACAUGGUGGACAUAGAAAAGGCUAUCACCAGCUAUGAGCACGCUGCUGAUUAUUACAAAGGAGAAGAGUCUAACAGCUCGGCCAACAAAUGCCUGGUUAAAGUUGCUCAGUAUGCUGCACAACUUGAGCAAUACGAGAAAGCAAUUUCUAUUUAUGAAGAGGUUGGGAUGUCAUGCAUGGAUAACCAGCUGCUUAAGUAUAGUGCAAAGGAUUACUUUUUCAAAGCAGCCCUCUGUCAGUUGUGUGUAGAUACACUGAAUGCAGAACAGGCCAUUCAGAAGUAUGAAGAAAUGUUCCCACAGUUUGGAGAUGCCAGAGAGAGCAAACUUCUCAAGAGUCUUAUCAGUGCAAUAAAUGAGGAGGAUAUCGACAAAUUCACUGACACGGUCAAGGAUUACGACAGUAUAUCUCGUCUGGAUCAAUGGACAACGACGAUGCUGCUGAGAGUGAAGAAGAACAUCAGUGGGGAGGAUCUCAGAUGAUUUCUCUCCUCACACAGACCCUCCCCCAGGGAACUUUUGACUCAAUUUCUUGUUUUAUGAAUGUGACGUUUUUGAUAUUAGAACUGUCAAGGAUUUUUUUUUAACAUCACACAGAGCUUAUUUAAUGUCAAUAUAUGUUAGCAAUCUUUUUUUUAAAAUUCAGUUUUCAGGUUGUUAAUUAUCAGGUAUUUAGAUUAAUGCAUAAAAUCCACUGUUACAAAGAUAUGCAACAUUCCCUGUACCUCUACAACUCAGUAAAUUAUGCUAGUUUGACAGAAAGGUGUGUGUAUUAUGGCAAAUUUAUUAACAGAAAAUGGAGGAUUUGACGUAAAAAAAAAAAAAAUGCAGUGUGUGAAAUUGCACUAGUGAACAAUUGGAUAUUUACAGUGUAAAUAUUUCCAACAUGAUUUUCAGCUGUUAUAGUAACUGUUAGUGUUCUCUUUGAAUAACAAUAAGUUAUUGUGCUUCAGUGAUAGUAGUUUAACAUGUAACUGGUGAUUUUGAUUUAAACGUUUACCUGUGUUCACCCAUUAAAUACUAUCAUGUAAAAAAUUGUCAAUUACUUUAAUAUCUUCGAAAUGAUAACUAAAUGUAUGUGAUCAGUGUGUCUUUAGCAGCUACAUUUUAUGACAAAAAGACAUUAUAAGCAAGAACUACUCUCUGUGAAAAAUAUAUCAUAGUCAACCUUCUACUUCAUCUGAAUGUGAAAUGUACCAAAUUUCUGUCACAUAAAGUAGUUACAUGUAAAUUGUCAAACAAUUAUUGAUAAGAAAUAGCAGUUGUAAAAAUAAUCUUUAAAGGCUACACUCAUGGUAAUAUAAACUACUUGUAUACUAAGUUGUUGUUAAAUACAUGUAUAUAUGUUAUAUAUAUGGCAAGAUUCUUCUUGAAUUUGUUUGCAUUAGAUAUGUAAGCUGAAUAAACUUUGAAAAUCAAUAA
Messenger RNA from Magallana angulata, 1953 nucleotides. Its product is annotated as alpha-soluble NSF attachment protein-like. The record is from RefSeq and is a predicted model, not a curated record. Lineage: Eukaryota; Metazoa; Mollusca; Bivalvia; Ostreida; Ostreidae. Gene Ontology annotation, cellular component: SNARE complex; vacuolar membrane. The transcript is spliced from 9 exons. The coding region runs from base 136 to 1014 and encodes 292 amino acids. Gene Ontology annotation, molecular function: syntaxin binding; soluble NSF attachment protein activity. Gene Ontology annotation, biological process: SNARE complex disassembly; intracellular protein transport.